Molecule: messenger RNA, 1113 nt
Organism: Lodderomyces oxycetoniae
Lineage: Eukaryota; Fungi; Ascomycota; Pichiomycetes; Serinales; Debaryomycetaceae
Gene: TRP4
Product: anthranilate phosphoribosyltransferase
Exons: 1
Coding region: 1-1113 (370 amino acids)
Biological process (GO): L-tryptophan biosynthetic process
Cellular component (GO): cytosol
Molecular function (GO): anthranilate phosphoribosyltransferase activity
Source: RefSeq, a predicted model, not a curated record
AUGGGCAUUGGGAACGCUCAGAGGGAUAAGGUGCUUACUCCUUAUAUUGUGUCGUUGCUAGCGAAUCCUCCAGUGUUAAAGCCGGAGGAUUUGUCGCAGGUUAUCCGGUUAAUUUUCCAAGGUUUGGCAUCAGAGAUCCAAAUAGCUUCGUUUUUAUCAGUAUUGAGAAUGAGAGGUUUGGACCAGGAAUCUGACUAUAUUGCAGCAGCUGUUGACGCGGUAUUGGAAUUUUCUGAGACCAUAAAAGGGCAUUUAGUUGACGAGCGGGGAUAUAUAGAUAUUGUUGGUACGGGAGGGGAUGGACAGAAUACAUUUAAUGUCUCGACAUCUUCAGCUAUAGUUGCCGCGGGAAUCGGGUUACCCGUUUGUAAGCAUGGGGGCAAAGCAAGCACAUCCACACUGGGCUCGGGGGAUUUGUUGAAAUCCUUGGGCGUUGAUUUGGCAAAAAUUAAUGUGGUGACAUUACCUGAAAUUGUCAAAAAAUCAAAGUUUUGUUUUCUAUUUGCUCCCUCAUUCCACCCUGGCAUGGGCAUAGUGAGUAAUGUUAGAGCUCAGUUAGGUAUACCUACGAUUUUCAACAUUUUGGGUCCAUUGAUCAACCCGAUACCUAUUCAAUCAAGAAUUCUCGGUGUUUACAGUGAAAAAUUGGGUGAGAGUUAUGCGAAAACAGCAUCAAUAUUGGCCAAGAAAAGCCAUAUACAUAAACGUACAAUGGUUGUGUUUGGAGAAUGUGUCUUGGACGAAGUUGCCCCGUUUGGGUAUACCAAAAUUUGGAUUGUUGAGAAAAAUGGAGAUAUUAUAAGAGAUCGUAUAUCGCCGAAAGAUUUCGGUUUACCUGAGCAUGGUAUAGAUACUGUAAAGUCAGGCACACCCGAUGAGAAUGCAGCCAUCUUGAAUCAUAUUUUAAACCAAGAUAAAGAGGAGUUUAAGAUUAUCGAAGGUCGUCCCAAUCACCCUCUAGUUGAUUAUAUAUUGUUGAAUACGGCGGCGCUCGCUUAUAUUGCCGGACUUGCACAAGAUUGGGUUGGCGGAGUAAAACUCGCAAGAGACGCAAUAAAAUCUGGCGAAGCUCUGAAAGCUUUACAGCAUUUGAAAAAUGCUAUUGCAGAGUAA